UUGAUGGAAAUGCUUAUAAAGCUUUUUAUGUCACAAAUUAUCCCCCAGAAGAGCAACUAGCAAUGGACUUUGUGAGUCAUUAAAAGGAUGUCAAUCAUUAAUUUAGACUACCGCUGUAACCUGAUGUUGUGGGAGAAGGAUAACUUGACAGGGUCUAGAAGAAAAGCGACAUCUAAGGCUUAUAAAUGAAUGUUAUGAUAUAGGCUAUGGUCGCUACUGUGAUUCUUCUAUAGUACGGUUUAUUCGUGAUCGGAUAUACAGUCGUCGCGUUUCUGUGGUCUAUAAAGUUUCCGCGACUUGGUUAGUGAAAGGGCCCAAGUCAGCCCAAGCCUCCUUUGCUGGGGUCCCUGGAGCAAAAGGGGCGUGUUUGAGAAGCUGUAGCAUCAACUUUCAUCGCUGGCUGGAUAUCACCUGCCAUGGAGAGGAAUGAGUUGUCUCCAGAUAUGAAUCAGAGCCGUACUGGACCCAUGGAUCUUACCGGCCGCCCCCCACAGGUGAUUAAGGACCUGGGGGAGAAUCCCCAGAAAUCCCCUGUAUCUCCAGCGUCUCCCCAACAAAAUGGCUUCUCUCCAGAUGACACUCCCACGACAUCGAUGUUGUUCCUCUCCCUGGGGAGUCCCCAGCUGCUGGCAGAGCUGCAGCAGAGGGUCACCCGCCACGUCCCAGUAGAAGAGUCAGCCCCGCGCCCCAGCACGCCAACCUCCCCCAUUUCCAUGGUGACGGUUUCCCUUGGAAACGGGGCCUCGCCCCCCCAACCCCUGUCCCCUGUGUCAGGAGGAUCACUCUCUCUCAGCAGUCCGGAGCUCCUUCGAGAGCUGAAGCAGUCUCAGCCCCUCAGACACGUAAAACCCCAGAGAGGCUUGACCACGGUGUUCUCUGGCAGAGGAAGAAUGACUCAAAGCCAGGUCCACGCUUCAAGCCCUGUUGCCAAUCCCACCCUCACUCCUCCACCAAUGGCAGGGCAGAAGGGGGAGGCGGCCAAGUAUUAGCCAAUGGGAUGCCAGAAUAAGCUAACUUGUUAAUAUUUCCAUUUUAAGCCAGUGAUUCCUGCUGCGGUUGCGAGUUUAUCAGUGUUCUUGUAAUAGAAUUUCUUUAUUUUGUUGCCACAGUUAUGCUUUCGGUCCGGAAGGUGUAAAUUUACAAAUGGAUGUUUCACAUCUAUUUUCGUUGCCUUGGGCCUGGUUGAAUUUGAGGAGUUGCAUGUUGGUAACUAAAAUACAGUCCUGUCAUCAAUAAAAAUGUCAUCAAAAGAUUUAUAA
Molecule: messenger RNA, 1259 nt
Organism: Brienomyrus brachyistius
Lineage: Eukaryota; Metazoa; Chordata; Actinopteri; Osteoglossiformes; Mormyridae
Exons: 6
Coding region: 417-989 (190 amino acids)
Source: RefSeq, a predicted model, not a curated record